This is a messenger RNA of Coccomyxa subellipsoidea C-169, 1135 nucleotides long. RefSeq names its product 60S ribosomal protein L10a. Bases 33 to 683 code for a protein of 216 amino acids. Lineage: Eukaryota; Viridiplantae; Chlorophyta; Trebouxiophyceae; Coccomyxaceae. The record is from RefSeq and is a predicted model, not a curated record. The transcript is spliced from 4 exons. Gene Ontology annotation, cellular component: large ribosomal subunit. Gene Ontology annotation, biological process: translation. Gene Ontology annotation, molecular function: structural constituent of ribosome; RNA binding.
GGUAGUGUGGGCUGCUAGUGAAGGUUGCAAUCAUGAGCAAGCUUUCAGGAGAAGUGCUGCGCGAGGGGAUCUCGGGAGUUCUUGAAGGCUCCAAGACCAAGCAGCGCAAGUUCACGGAGACGAUUGAGCUCCAGAUCGGGCUCAAGAACUAUGACCCGCAGAAGGACAAGCGUUUCAGCGGCACUGUGAAGCUGCCCUACACCCCACGGCCUCAGAUGAAGGUGUGCGUGCUUGGAGACCACAAGCAUUGCGAGGAGGCCAAGGAGAUCGGCGUGGACCAGAUGAGCGUGGAGGACUUGAAGAAGCUGCAGAAGAAUAAGAAGCUGGUCAAGAAGCUGGCCAAGAAGUAUGCAGCAUUCCUGGCGUCCGAGGCGGUCAUCAAGCAGAUCCCUCGUCUGCUCGGCCCUGGCCUGAACAAGGCCGGCAAGUUCCCUACCCUGGUGUCGCACAACGACAAGCUGGAAGACAAGGUGAACGAGAUCAAGGCAUCUGUGAAGUUCCAGCUGAAGAAGGUGCUGUGCCUGGGUGUCGCCAUCGGCAACGUUGGCAUGGAGGAGAAGGAGAUCUACGUUAACUCCCAGAUGAGCGUCAACUUCCUGGUGUCCCUUCUGAAGAAGAACUGGCAGAACGUCCGCUGCCUCUACAUCAAGUCCAGCAUGGGCAAGCCCUACAGGCUGUACUGAGCAACCUGCUCAGAUCUGCAGUGGAUGGACAAAUCUCAGGCAGGUUGGGUGCCUGAAAGAUCUGGAAGCAACAUCAUUGGCUGCUUAAUACUUUUGCUGCUGUUCUUUUCGAAAGGACCAGUGUAGGCGGUGUGGACAUGAGAGUUGUGUUGGAGACUGUUGGGUACCUCGUGUGGGAUGAGGGCAUCCUGUGUGAAAUGCCGCUGCAUUGAAUGUACCAAGUGUCGAGCUGCUGCCACAGUACAGCCCUGUCUUGCGCUCCGCCCACACGGAGAUUGCUAGGGUGCGGCAACCGGCGCCUGGGAGCUCUUUCCAGGGCGACCAGCUUUGCUGCAGGGUGUGUCACUGGUCUCUGCAAGCAGCCUGUGUAAUCGUACCGGGUUGCAAGUCCUCCCUUUCAAUGGAAGUGAUGCAAAAACAAUUCAAAACCUUUAAAUGGUCUCAAUGAUUGG